AUGUCGCUGGUGGACGGCGUGCACUGCACCUGGCCGGCGUGCCGCCAGCUGACCUUUUUGCCGCUAGCGUGCCCGGGGUGCCAGGCGCCGUUCUGCGAGGCGCACGCUCAGCCGUCUGCGCAUGCGUGCACCGCUUCCCACGAAAAGCGCGAGCGCGCCGACGCCUCGCACGAGACGCGCGUCGUGUGCCAAAAAGCGCAGUGCCAGAAGCCGACGCUGGCCGUCGCCGGCGCGCAUGCCGUGACGCACAAUGCGCCGCGGUGCGAGCGCUGCCACGGCCUGUUUUGCCCCAGCCACCGCUCGGCGGUGGCGCACGGCUGCACGGCGCCUGCGCCGCUCACCGAAGGCGCGAAGCGCGCCGCAGCCGCCGAGGCGCGCCGUGCGCGCGCCCAAGCGGUACUCGCCAAGCACUUUCCUAAGCGUCCUUGA
This is a messenger RNA of Malassezia japonica, 429 nucleotides long. RefSeq lists its product as uncharacterized. The transcript has a single exon. NCBI's taxonomy places the organism in Eukaryota, Fungi, Basidiomycota, Malasseziomycetes, Malasseziales, Malasseziaceae. Gene Ontology annotation, molecular function: zinc ion binding. The record is from RefSeq and is a predicted model, not a curated record. Gene Ontology annotation, cellular component: cytoplasm. Bases 1 to 429 code for a protein of 142 amino acids.